ACCGCAUCUCCGCUUAAAUGGGGUCACCCGUAAUUUACCGUCAUCUGGUUGGUCGAAUUCAGUAUUCGCUGUGACUCUCGCACAUAAUUAUGCUGUCGACAUUGUUCUCGUCGUUCGUCUCGACCGUGCACUGCGACGCGCCGUCAGAUGAGUCCAAAGAGGGUUUGAAGGCGCUGUCCGGUGAGGGCGAAGGCGAGGCUAAGAAGGAGCCCGAAGAAGAGGAAGAGGAGGAAGAGCCUGAAGAUAUCAUGCCUGUUCUACAAGAGGAAUGCCAAGAGACAGCUAAGUGUGCGCCUCUUGCCAGCCAUUUCGCGCACUGUGAGGAGAAGGUGAACGAAGGCAAGGGUUAUCACGGUGAGGAUUGUGUUGAGGAAUUCUGUACGUUCGUUCCUAGCAUUUACGUUGUAUCCGCUAACCUAGUACACGUCUCUUGCGAUGAUGUCAUCUUAAGACCACUUGAUGCACUGUGUGAACGCAUGCGUCGCACCAAAACUGUUCAGCAAGCUCAAGUAGAUUGUUCUGAGUUGAGGACGACUCUCACUGGGUGCAAUGUCACUAGAAAUAUUCUAAUAAAUGAUUAUUGCCUCAGUUCUAUGAACGUGACUUUCCCUGCGUGACUUCGACGCAAUGCAGUUUAGAUCAUACCAGCCAUUCCUGCAGGAUCUAUGUCACCUAGCGCAGCACUAAAUUCAAUUCGCUUUUGUGUAGCUGUCACCUCCCGAGUCCGAGUUUUGUGAAACUUGGAAGACGUGGGAGAAGGUUUUUGACAAUGGGCGUUACACCUCUUCUA
Molecule: messenger RNA, 790 nt
Organism: Somion occarium
Lineage: Eukaryota; Fungi; Basidiomycota; Agaricomycetes; Polyporales; Cerrenaceae
Source: the annotation of a GenBank genome assembly